Messenger RNA from Salarias fasciatus (jewelled blenny), 1224 nucleotides. RefSeq names its product troponin T, cardiac muscle isoforms-like. The record is from RefSeq and is a predicted model, not a curated record. Bases 118 to 849 code for a protein of 243 amino acids. The transcript is spliced from 14 exons. Gene Ontology annotation, cellular component: troponin complex. Gene Ontology annotation, biological process: cardiac muscle contraction; sarcomere organization; regulation of muscle contraction. Lineage: Eukaryota; Metazoa; Chordata; Actinopteri; Blenniiformes; Blenniidae. Gene Ontology annotation, molecular function: tropomyosin binding; troponin C binding; troponin I binding.
GUGAUCCACUACUGGGUUUAAAAGCUUAUGGCCCACAGAGAAGGACACAGUAUACAAUUCCCCACUGAGCUCAUCUGAAGAACACAUCGCAGUACAUCUGGGUGCAACAGCGUAAACAUGUCAGACACAGAGGAAGCAACAAACGAAGGACAGCGAGAGGAAGAUAUUGUUGAGGAAAAUGAAGGAGAGGACGCCAAGCCAAAGCAAAAGCCAGGCUUCGUGCCUGGUUUGGCAGCUCCCAAGAUCCCAGAUGGAGAGAAAGUUGACUUUGAUGACAUUCAUAGAAAACGGAUGGAAAAGGACCUGAAUGAGCUCCAGACGCUUAUCGAAGCUCACUUUGACAAGCGGAAGAAGGAGGAAGAGGAGCUGCUCAGCCUCACAGAUCGCAUUGAGAAACGUAGGUCUGAGAGGUCGGAGCAGAUGAAGAUCAGAGCAGAGAGAGAGAGAGAGCGGCAAAACAAACUGGCCGAAGAGAAAGCAAGAAAAGAGGAAGAAGAGGCCAAAAAGAAAGCCGAUGAAGACGCACGGAAGAAGAUGAUCCUCUCCAACCUGAGUUUCACUGGAUACAAGCCACAAAAUGGGACGAAGAAACAAACGGAAAGAGAAAAGAAGAAGAAGAUCCUCAGCGAUCGGCGCAAGGAGCUGGACAUUGAUAACCUGAGGGAGGACAAACUCAGGGAAAAAGCCAAGGAACUGUGGGAAUGGAUGCGCCAACUGGAGGCAGAGAAAUUUGAACUGCAGUACAAGUACACGAAGCAGAAAUAUGAGGUGACCGUGCUGAGAAACCGGGUCAGCGAUCAUCAGAAAGUCUCAAAGGGAGGACGGAGGAAGCGCGGCCUCAGGAAGUAAAAUCAGCUUUGGGGAAAAACUGUCAGCAUCAGACAUCCAUAAAGUAUUAUAAAGUAUUGAGUGUACCAUUAAUGCAUAAUGUUUUCUAAAUACUUGAACAUGCAAGGACAAAAUUACUCUAGAUAUCAUAAAAUGCUCUUAAAAUGUUACCUGUGAACAAGUGUGCAUGUUAAGCUCCUCUGCAGAGAGGCAGCAGUAAUUUAGCUGACUGAUCAUGAAGUUUCUUUGAUCAUGUGUAACUUUCAAAGUCAAUAUGUUUUACAGUUCAGCUUUCAUUGCUGUCCUUUGUGUUACUCAUUGAAUGCUCAAAAUAUGGUUGCAUUUGUUCUUGGGUGCAAGAUUUUGUGACUGCAUUGAAUAAAACCUUUAUUUUAC